Messenger RNA from Pezoporus flaviventris, 3557 nucleotides. RefSeq names its product isthmin 1 (gene ISM1). The record is from RefSeq and is a predicted model, not a curated record. The coding region runs from base 2045 to 3412 and encodes 455 amino acids. NCBI's taxonomy places the organism in Eukaryota, Metazoa, Chordata, Aves, Psittaciformes, Psittacidae. Gene Ontology annotation, biological process: negative regulation of angiogenesis. The transcript has 5 exons.
GCCAAGAUCACACAGCAAGUCUUAUCAGAGAAUUAAAUGAAGGUCUCUGAAGUCCUUGGCUAGCUCUAGCUGUACCGUAUGUUAAUGUGGCACAUCAAGGAUGCUCCUGGAGUAGCAAGCAGCUAGGGCAAGUAUGAAAUUGUAUGUGAGGAUUUUAGUAUUUCUUAAUAAAAUCUUACUUUAUUUUCAGUAAAGGUAAGAUUAUGGGCACAAUGUCCCAGAAAAAACUAGUUAAGUAGCACAUCUUUUUUGGUUCCUGUCCAAAGUAAUUUAAUAACGGCACAAUUACACCUCGUUGUUAGUCAGACAUAACUGAGAAGCCAUUUAAUCCUCAUGUAUGAAGUAGUCUGCAGUUAAAUUCUGUUAAAUUAAAGCUCUAGCAUAUGGGUAAGGAACCUAAAGCCAGCUAAGUGACCUUCAGUUUUGUUUACCAGAGCUUACUGCUGUGUGAUUUGCUUUCUACUUUGUAUUGAAUGAGGGAUGUGUUAACGGGUGGCCCACCCAAGCAUCUGAAAGCCCUACCUGGUCUUCUGCAAAGAGAAGCAUUCUUGAUUUAGCCUUAAAGCAAUACAGACUGUCAGGAGCACAUACAGUUUUAGCUCUGUGCUAAUUCAGACUGGACUUUUUGCAUCUACGUUGUAUAUUGAAAGUGCCAAAAGGGACUUUUACACAUCCGAGUAUAACCGUUCUGACUGUGAAAAUACCAAGACAACAUUAAUUCUGCUAAAUCUGCUUUUGCUCUUUGCACAUGCAGUGCAGCAACAAGAGCAGAGUAGAAUCACCUUAGUUUUUUGCUUGAGACUUGUUUCACAUAGUCCCAGAUUAACUCUUAAAUCUUGGUUUAUUUAAGUCACCGGGUAUUUUCCUAUAACUUGCACGGAUUAUAUUGUAAAAAUCUCUUCAAAGGUCAAUUUAGAACCUUCUAAGCAAAUAAACACGAAGUAAAGGAAAAGGCAUUGGCACUGUUAUCUAGCUGAGAGCUUAACAAAAGGUAUGCUAGCUUAAUUUGAGCCAGGAGAGCUGGAUGGAGAUUGCGUUUAACCAGAAAUGCUGGCAAAAAUAUGCUUCAGUAGAGCCAGAAUCACAUGUGGCCAUUCCACUUUAAUUGUGCUUGUUUUAAAAGAUAGGUCUUUAACAUUUACCCUCUCCAUGCUUGCUGUCUUUUUAUGAACUGAAAAUAAAAGCUCCCCAGGCAGUCGUACUAAGACCUCAAGCCUAACAUUUUUCAGCUGAGUCAAAUGCAAAACCUGCGCUCAAUCUGCCCCAUGCAUUUUUUGUAGCCAUAAGAAGAUUGGACUGGUUUCCUUCCCGAGUCCCCAGGCCGGUCCUAACCCAGGGAGCCAGUGUUUUGAUACUAAAUGUGUCUCCUCAGUGAGGUCAAAGGCAGUGGCAGCAGUGCUACUGGUUCCAAGGCAGCCUGCUGUAAUGUACUACAACACCCGAAAGUACGCUCAACAAUAACAAAAGCAUUAACCGCUGACCCACAACUUGGUGAAAUUCAAUCCCACCAUUAGGCAAACAUGAAAAUGAGAUCCCAGAGGAAGGAAGGUUCAGAUGUUCAAGACCAGAGAAAUUGGGUGAGGAACACAGGCGACGAGAUGGGAAGUUGUUGCAGACUGAGGGGAGGGAAGGGGAGGUUGCCAGUUCAGCGGUAGGAUCUUUUAAUACCAGAAAUUUCAACAUGCAUUUAGGCAGUGUUUUUGCUCCACUUUGGAUCAAAGCAAGCUAAAACCAUUUAUAAUAAAGAUACUUUUCACUAUUUUAGGGACAUGUUUAAUGCGAUAUUGUUUGAUUUCCCAGGGGUUGCAUAAUGUUUCCAGAUUUGUUUCCAGAUUUGCUCUAAGUUAGAUGCUUGUGUCAAUGUGAAAGUGCUCACCACAAGGCUGGAGUGUUAGAGGAGCCUGAAAGAGCUAAGCACCCAAGUCUGACUCUGGUUUAUCUUGUUUCAGGUGGGUUACAGAUUUACACCACUGUCUCUAAGUAUAUUUCAGUGAGGGUCAGAUGCACCCUAGAAAACACAAGUGAUAAGUUCUGUGUCUCAAUAAUGAGUAAUGGUCCAUGUGCUGCAGCCAUCAUUGGCAGGAGGCUGGAGACGGGGCACUGGCAGGACUGCAUGCUCUCUGUUGUUGUUACAGUGCCUUGCUUUUCUCCCCAGAACACACUCACUGCAGAUGACCAUUCUCCUGAACACAGCUUCACCCUGAACCCUGAGGACAGAAGAGAAUACCCCGAUCUCCAGGCUGCCCACCGGCCAUUCCCCAAGCAGCGCUUCAGGCAGGAGAACGGGCAUACAUCCUUGCAAAGAGAUGGACCCAGAUCUUUCCUCCUGGAUCUCCCAAACUUCCCUGACCUGUCAAAAGCAGAUAUCAAUGGGCAGAAUCCAAACAUUCAGGUUACCAUUGAAGUGGUGGAUGGCCCUGACACCGAGACGGACAAGGAUCUGCAGAAAGAGAGCAGCAAGCCUAGCUGGCCAGUCCCAUCGCCUGAAUGGAGAAACUGGUGGCAAAGGUCCUCCACCUUGACUCGCAUGAGCAGCGGUGACCAGGACUACAAGUACGACAGCACUACUGAGGACAGCAACUUCCUAAACCCUCUCGGUGGGUGGGAUAGUCAUGCACCCAGUCACCGGACAUUUGAGUCCAAGGAGCAGCCAGAGUAUGAUUACAUGGACGGCGAGGGAGACUGGAGCCCGUGGUCCCUCUGCAGCGUCACCUGCGGCAGCGGCAACCAGAAGAGGACGAGGUCCUGUGGGUACGCCUGCACGGCCACCGAGUCACGGACCUGCGACCGGCCCAACUGCCCAGGGAUUGAAGAUACCUUCCGCACAGCUGCCACAGAAGUGAGCUUACUUGCAGGAAGUGAAGACUUCAACGCUACCAAGCUGUUUGAAGUUGAUACUGAUAGCUGCGAAAGAUGGAUGAGCUGCAAAAGCGAGUUCUUGAAGAAAUACAUGCACAAAGUGGUCAAUGAUCUUCCCAGCUGCCCGUGCUCCUACCCCAGAGAAGUUGCAUACAGCACUGCUGAAAUCUAUGAUCGACUGAAGAGGAAAAACUUCCGCUGGAAAGAUGCGAGUGGUCCAAAGGAAAAACUGGAGAUCUAUAAACCCACUGCACGGUACUGCAUCCGCUCCAUGCUCUCUUUGGAAAGCACAACGCUUGCAGCACAGCACUGCUGCUACGAUGAUAAUAUGCAGCUGAUUACCAGAGGGAAAGGGGCAGGCACACCGAACCUGAUCAGCAUUGAAUUCUCAGCAGAACUCCAUUACAAAGUGGACAUUCUGCCUUGGAUUAUAUGCAAAGGUGACUGGAGCCGAUACAAUGAAGCGCGGCCUCCAAACAAUGGGCAGAAGUGCACAGAAAACCCUUCAGAUGAAGACUACUACAAGCAAUUUCAAGAAGCAAGGGAAUACUGAGAUGUUCCUCCUCUUGAGACACAAAAUAGCAUUCGUUUCCUGGAUGCCAAAGAACUGAUAACGGCUGCUGCAUUGUCUCCUUGACAGGGGUUGAUCAGUUUCUUUCUAAUGAAUGUAUAUAGUUGUAAUAUAAUACAUAAGUAUU